CAAACGCGUCCAAAUCCAGUUGGGAGUUGAGGUGCUCUCUGCCUCGGCUUCCCUGUCGGACAGUCCCCACUCGCCAGACCCAGAACGCUGUUCACAGGACCGAAGAUACCCGCCAUACUGGGAGCCUCCAGGAUUAUAGAGACACACAGGUUGCGAAGGUGAUUGAUCGCAGAGUCCUCUGCCGCUAUUCAAUAAACCGCCGACCCCGAUAGUGUCAUGAAGUCUCCAGGCGCUUCGCAAAAUCCCCACCAUCCCCCCUCCCUCCAACUCCAAUCUCAAGCCCUGGGCCUCCGCCAACGCACCGCCUGCGUCGAAAACCACCUCAACUGCCCCAUCUGCAGCGACAUCUUCGUCCUCCCCUUCCAACUCCAACAAUGCGCCCACAUCUACUGCCUGAACUGCAUCCGCACCUGGAUCCUGCACAAGCGCGAAAACGACGCUGUGGCGGAUUGUCCCGAAUGCAGGAUGGAGAUCACUACGAGACCGAAACACUGUAGCUUUGCGGCCAAGCUUAUCGAUUCGUAUGUCGAGGUGUGUUUGAAGACACCGAACGUGGGCAGCUCGAGGGGGCAGAGGUGGGAGAGUGAGAUGGAUUGGGAUCAGUCGCCUGUACGGCAUCCGCCUUCCUCGUCGUCGUCGGCACCUGCAUCCUCGUCGAGGGCCAAUCCGUGGGCGGCUGUUAAGGAGAAGAUCGAAGUCGCACGCGCACUUUUACGGAAGAAAAGUUUGGCGAGAACUCUCCCGUUUUUUGAUUUGUUCCCGAACGAGGAGGAUAUGUUGAUUUUCGAUCAUGAGGACGGCGUCAGUCGAUGCUCGCGCUGCCACUGGGAGAUCGAAGACGGCCGCUGCGUUGGCUGCGGACACGUAUAUAGCAGGCCCCAGGGUGCACCGCCACAUAUAGCCGAGGAGGAGGAGGAGGAGGAAGAUGACGAAGCUUACGAGGAGUCGUAUACUUCCGAUGACGGGUUUGUGGUGGAUGAUGAUGAGCCUGACGAUGACGGUGGUGGCGGUGGUGGUGGUGCUGCAGGCAGAAGGACAAGGCUUGUAUACGCAGAGGAUACAGAUGAGGACGAGGAUGGACAGCCAGGGCCAAGCACGAACGGCAGCCGUCACGCUGCGGAUAUAACCUCAAGCGAUGACGAAGCGAACGCCGGCCCAUCGAACGGCAGACAUCGUGCGGAUAUAACCUCAAGCGACGAAGAUUCAUACGUCGGCCGAUCCGCGAACGGUCAUACCCGUAUCGCCGCAGACAGCUCGAGCGGAGAAGACGACGGGAGUGCGAGGCAGAGGAAGCGGAAACGGUCUAGGUUGAUUGAUGAUGAGGCGGAGGAGGUUAGUGAGGAGAGUGAUGAGGACGGGGGAGAUAGUGAUGAUGGAGUUCCCCACCGCCGCCGCCGUCUAAACCCCACCGACCAAACACGCGCCUACCUAAACGGGCUAGAAGGUAACUUCAACAACGACACUUCCGAAGAAGACGAAGCCGACUCCCCCGUGCAGCGGCGGCACCAUUACAGCACCGAAGAAGAAGAGGAUUCCCCCGUACGACACCAUCACUACGACCCGGAAGAAGACGAAGAGGACUCCCCAAGGCCCCGUGUGGCCCGUCACCCUUACGACACCACGUCAGAAGAAGCCGGCUCCCCCGUACAGCACCACCACUACGACACCGAGGAAGAGGAUUCAUCCUCCCCACCACAACCACACCAUCACCACGACACCGAGGAAGAGGAGGAGGACUCCCCAGGGCCCCAUGUGGCCCAUCACCCUUACCACACGGCAUCAGAGGAAGCGGACUCUCCCAUACAGCACCACCACUACGACACCGAGGAAGACGAUUCACCCUCCCCACCACAACGCCACCGCCCAUCCUCCUCCUCCUCCGACGACGACGAUAGCGAAUCGGACCAUAUUCAACCCCGGUCUCGCCGGCAUGUCGCGGUCUCCUCCCCCUCGGACGACGACACAGAGGAAGAAGCUACAACCACCCACUCCCCGCCCCUCCGCACCAGCGAAUCCGACCCCUCCAUCGACUCACAGGACUCGGAAUCACCGACCCACGCACAAUCCCAAUCGGACUCCCUACCCAGCUCCGAAUCCGAUGCGGAAGCAGAAGCUGCGGAUGUCCGAUCGGUGUCCCCCGCGGGUACGCUUGAGUCUGGUGGGGAUGGAAGUGAACGCGGGCUGGAGAGUGGGGAUGAGGAGAUGGAUGUGGCGCAUUCGGAUUCGGAAUCCGAAGAGGGUGCGGCUGUGAGCGAGGGUGGGGAGGAUAUCGAGACUGGGAGUGGUAGUUCGAGUGAGAGUUCUGAGAGUUCUGAGAGUUCUGAGAGUUCCGAGAGUUCCGAGAGUUCCGAGAGCAGUGAGAGCUCUGAGAGUGAGAGUAGUAGUGAGGAGAGCGAGAGUGGGAGUGAUUGAAAAGGGAGGGCAAAACGAUCUGAUGUGAGGGUUAUGUGGGAGUUAUGGCGUAUGUUUAUAGGGGUAUAUGUAGGCAACAUUUCACAAUCACACA
Molecule: messenger RNA, 2506 nt
Organism: Fimicolochytrium jonesii
Lineage: Eukaryota; Fungi; Chytridiomycota; Chytridiomycetes; Spizellomycetales; Powellomycetaceae
Exons: 4
Coding region: 217-2412 (731 amino acids)
Molecular function (GO): metal ion binding
Source: RefSeq, a predicted model, not a curated record